CUAGGUAAAUGCCAGAGAACAAACAGUCAAAACAACACUUGAGUCACAGGAUGUUGACAUUGACUUGUUUACCAUGAGACUGAGCUGCGUCUCCUCUGAGACGGUCACAUGGACCCUGGUUGUCUCUGCCUGCCCACCUUAUCACUGCAAGUGGGUAAACAGUGCCCACUGGGACAUGUGACACAUGCAGCACUGGGUAGGUGGGGGCAAUUCUUUGAAAAGAUCUCAAGGCAGCAAGCCGGCAGGAAUGUGUGCUCUAGUUGGUGGGAAGGAUCGGGUGUCACCAGCUGUGAGGGGCUGGUAUAAAGGACAGAGCUGCGAGCUCUCCACCAGAAUAGAUACCAACAUUUCACCAGCAACUGCAUACACCAGGGAUGAGUUCAGAUUCUGGCCUCUUUGAAACCAGCUUUUAGUUUUCUCUUGUGAAAUAUAAGGACAUUUUCUGGUCUAAGAGUAGACAAAGACUUCUGCAUUAUGGACGUCCAGAGGACAGGAUCCACCAUUCGGCCCCCGAGCCCCAUGGAUAGCCUAGAGAAGCAGCUAAGCUGCCCCAUCUGCCUGGACAUGUUCACCAAACCUGUGGUCAUCCUGCCCUGCCAGCACAACCUGUGCCGUAGCUGUGCCAGUGACCUCUACGACUCGCGCAACCCAUACCGCUUUUCUGGUGGCGUCUUUCGCUGUCCUACCUGCCGGUUUGAGGUUGUGCUAGACCGCCAUGGUGUGCAUGGGCUCCAGCGAAACCUGUUGGUAGAAAAUAUCAUCGACAUCUACAAGCAGCAGCAGGAAGGCAGCGGCAGUGGAAGCCCAGAAACCACCCUGAAGCCUAAAGAGGGCAAAGAACCCAUGUGCCAAGAACACGAGGAUGAGAAAAUCAAUAUCUAUUGUGUGACCUGCCAGGUACCCACCUGCUCUAUGUGCAAAGUGUUUGGCCAGCAUAAGGACUGUGAGGUGGCGCCUUUAGCAAGUAUUUACCAGGCUCAGAAAGGUGAACUGAGUAAUGCUAUUGACACCCUGGUGGCUAGCAAUGGUCGCCUGCAGGCUCUGCUCAACCAGAUGGAGGAUGCCUGCCGCGCCGUGCAGGACAACGCUCAACGUGCUAAACAAGGGCUAGCUGAACGCUUUGACCUGUUAUAUGCUGUCCUGGAGGAGCGCAAGACCAUUCUGCUUGAGCAGAUCGGUAAAGAACAAGAUGAAAAGGUGGCUGCUCUCCGGGCGCUGGCCCAGCGUUACGGUGAACGACUGCAGUCGAGUACAGAGCUCACAGACACGGCUGUGAGGGCGUUGGAGCAGGGUGGUGCUGCUGAGUUCCUGUUAGCCUCCAAGGGCCUUAUCACGCAGACCAAAGAUGCAGCUAAAAGCUCACUGGGGGAAGAGAGGCCAGAGCCAGGCUUUGAGAAGAUGGACCACUUCACUCUGUCAACAGAGCACGUUGAAACAGUCCUAGCAAAAAUGGACUUUGGAAUGGUCGAUGAUGAUGAGUUUGAGGAUGCAGAAGAUGAGGAGGAAGAGGAGGAGGAGGAGGAGGAGGAAUAAUGAAAAGUGUUUACAGACUUGUAGGAAAUCAUCUAAUGUGUGCUUUUGAAGGUUUUUGACACAAGUGUUCAUGGCGGGGACUGAUGUUGAAAGAAAUGUAAGGUUACGGUGGAUGUGGGCUGAAAUGGCUUGCCCUUUCUUUCAGUGCAAUAUUUAAAUGUCUCAUUCGUACUUUUUCAUAACUUGUUUUUAUACUUUUGUACUUGUAAGCCAUUUGAAUGGAAAAUGGGUCUAGAUAAAUGUAAAUACGGAAUGUCUGAAGAUUGAUUGCACAUCAUUUUCCUCAAAUGUAGCUUAUAGAAAUGUUUUUUUUUCUCACAUUGUUUAAAGGUUUUGUUGAAUUGGCGGUCAGCUGAUCUACCUGUAAUCACCCAAAUCUGUCUUUAUUGGAACGUGGAAUAAAGCUGCAUGAAGUUAA
This is a messenger RNA of Acanthopagrus latus (yellowfin seabream), 1951 nucleotides long. It is a transcript of the gene trim63b, whose product is annotated as tripartite motif containing 63b. The transcript has a single exon. The coding region runs from base 475 to 1533 and encodes 352 amino acids. The record is from RefSeq and is a predicted model, not a curated record. Gene Ontology annotation, molecular function: zinc ion binding. NCBI's taxonomy places the organism in Eukaryota, Metazoa, Chordata, Actinopteri, Spariformes, Sparidae.